Messenger RNA from Zeugodacus cucurbitae (melon fly), 5019 nucleotides. It is a transcript of the gene FBXO11, whose product is annotated as F-box only protein 11. NCBI's taxonomy places the organism in Eukaryota, Metazoa, Arthropoda, Insecta, Diptera, Tephritidae. Gene Ontology annotation, biological process: protein ubiquitination; ubiquitin-dependent protein catabolic process; regulation of apoptotic process. Bases 772 to 4494 code for a protein of 1240 amino acids. The record is from RefSeq and is a predicted model, not a curated record. The transcript is spliced from 10 exons. Gene Ontology annotation, molecular function: zinc ion binding; protein binding.
ACCCUUUCAAAGAGUCAAAGAGCGCCGAUCUCUCGCCCGUGUACGGACGAAAAACUUGUGUGUAAAACUUUGCUGUGCCAAUUAAACUAAAAAUAAAUCUUUCAAGGGAGAAGAAUUAUCGGACAUAAAACCUAAUAUUAAGUGUAGCGCUUUUAAAACAUUAGUGAACAUUCUGUAUUUUGCAGAAUAUAAGAAUUUACAACAAAUUUAUCUUUCAGUUGUCAGUAUUAAUUUUACCAAGCAUGUAGGAAAAACCAAUCGAAGAAACUUGUAUAGAGGCGAAUUGGCCGCAUGUAAAACAAGUGCGAAAGAAAUGGAUGCAAAUACAUUAGACUGAAUAGGGUUGUACUACUUUGAUAAAUGUUUGGCCGGGCAGAAACGUAGAAUUCAAUGUCUAUUAAAACGAAAACAAAAGCGAAGGCACUGAUGGUGGUAAUAUACAAUAAAGAAGAAAAAGUGGAAGUGCAGUUAAGUUAACAGUGACUGCUGUCAGCUAAAAUCCAGUGGAACAGGCGACUGCGAUUACCGAAAAUGGCGUUCUAAUCGUGCUGGUGCAAACCCUUUCCCUUUUGCUCGGCUGCAACUGUAAGGACUAAACGUAGAGACCGACAGUGAUUAAAAUAAUUAGUGUUACAAAAAGACUUAAAAACAGAAAAUCAACAAUGUGCUAUAUGUAUAACGAAAAACUAAUAUAAAUUUAUGUAGUGUAAAAAAUAAUGCAAAGGUGCCCAAUCAAAGUAAAUUCAAACAAAGAAAAUUUGUCCUAGAAAAAUGCCCAGCGCUUCCUUUACAUCGUCACGUUCAUACGUGCGCCGUUCCCGUCGAAAAGGUGUCAAUCGUAUAGCUUUACCAAGUCGUCCAUCCGGUAACAUAAUGGAUCCUAUGCAACAAAACAUUCCCGGACCAAGUACUGCAUCGCACUCUGGGGGAAAUUCCAGUGCCAAUGCUGGUGCGCCUUCCCUUCAAAAUAAUGACAAUAUUACUAACUCAAAUAUUUCCAUUGCUCCGCAAGACUCCUCGUCAGUUCCAUCGAGUUCUCAUUCUACAUCGCCGGCUUCUUGCUCUUCUGGAGAUACAUCAUCACAAUCGGCUGCAAUUGUAGUCAGUACAUCGUCAGCAGCAGCAGCUGCGUCAACAGCUGCUGGUGCAGUUUCAUCAGAGAUGUUUGUGGACGUCUCUGGGGCAUCUAGCUCGCAAUCAUUAAAUUCAGGACCAUCAACGUCUAGUGGUAUAACUGGUUCUUGCUCAUUUGGAGUAGUCAACGCAAAAAAUAUGAUUGGCGCUUCUGGUUCGAAUAAUCUAAUAGGAUCGUCGGGUUUUAAUACAGGAGGAAGUUUUGUCGGCGGUCAUCUAAUGGAGUCUGGAUCGGGUAAUAUUUGUGCAGGUCCGUCAAGUAGUUCAACCCAUAAUAGUAACAGCAAUUCUAGUACCGUUAAUCACACAAACAAUUGCAACCCACUUUAUUCGAAUUCUGUAUUGUGUAACUCGUUAUCUAAUGCUUCAAAUGUAACUGCAUCUACAUCUGCAUCAGCGACCAAUAGUACACAUCAGUCACCAUACGACCUUCGUCGCAAGAUGCCUUCGAAUGGGCAUGAACAUUGGUGCAACACCAGCACUUCUUCUAUUCUUACGUCCCCUUCAGCAUCGAUUUCUAUAGCCAGCACUAGCAAUAUCGCAGCUCCAAAUAUGAGCAAUAGCAGCUCGCAAUCAGUUUCUUGCGGUUCACCGCCCCUCAUGGGAGGAAGUUGCAACUCCGCAUCCAUCUCUGUUAUGCCAUCAUCAUCCUCCUCAUCAUCAGCCAUUGUGCAUGCGCCAUUAACUAGUGCCAAUUUCCCUGUAAAUUCCACCACUACUGGUGCACCAUUAGGUCCAUCACCCACAGUGCACAGCUCUAUACCACAACAACAUUGUAGCGCUCUUCCGAUUGGCGGCAUUGAAGACAAUAAUUUUAUGCUACCAGCUCGCAAGCGUUCACGACGUUUGUAUGCACAAACUGCAGAAGUACCUUGCAUGGCUGCCUGUACAGGAAGCAUCUCGCUAGUAGGUCCAACUGCAGCUCAAUACUUACAAUACGAGAUGCCCGACGAAGUGCUGCUCGCAAUAUUUUCGUAUCUUCUGGAGCAGGAUUUGUGUCGCUUGUCACUGGUUUGUAAACGUUUUAACACCAUUGCUAACGAUACUGAACUAUGGAAGAGAUUGUAUCAGUCCGUCUUCGAAUAUGACAUGCCACUCUUCAAUUCCGAGCUAUGUAAAUUCGUAUUUGAAAAACCAGAAGAGUCUGACUUUGCUAACCCGUGGAAAGAGAGUUUCCGCCAACUUUACCGUGGCGUGCAUGUUCGCUCAGGUUUUCAGGAUAAAAAAUACUCUGGUCGUAGUAUAUUGUUUUUCAAUACCAUACAAGGAGCGCUGGACUAUCCAGAAGAACGUGCCGCAGCUGCGGCAAUUGGUAGUGCAGCCAGUUCCAAUACCUCUGGAAGCAUUGGUAAUGCAAACAACUGUGGUGGUAAUGUUAGUGGCGUGGCGAAUAUUUACGAAGAAAAUAUUCAGCCCGCGGAUCAUCCAGGGCCACUCAUCUUCCUACAUGCUGGUCAUUACAAAGGCGAAUAUUUGUAUAUAGAAUCGGAUGUAGCUUUGAUUGGUGCAGCAUCUGGUAACGUGGCCGAAUCCGUCAUAUUAGAACGCGAAGCCGGGUCUACCAUGAUGUUUGUGGAAGGUGCCAAAUACGCUUAUGUUGGCUAUUUGACACUGAAAUUCUCCCCUGAUGUCACGUCCACAGUGUCUCAUCACAAACAUUAUUGUUUGGAUAUUGGAGAGAAUUGUUCACCAACCGUAGAUAACUGCAUUAUACGCAGCUCAUCGGUUGUGGGUGCUGCAGUUUGUGUGAGCGGAGUUAAUGCUAAUCCUGUCAUACGCAAUUGCGAUAUAAGCGAUUGCGAGAACGUCGGUCUCUACGUUACGGACUACGCUCAGGGCACUUACGAGCACAAUGAAAUAAGUCGCAAUGCUUUAGCCGGCAUCUGGGUAAAGAACUUUGCCAGUCCCAUUAUGCGCGAGAAUCACAUACAUCAUGGACGCGAUGUAGGCAUAUUUACAUUUGAAAAUGGCAUGGGUUACUUUGAGAAAAACGACAUACAUAACAAUCGCAUUGCUGGUUUCGAGGUGAAGGCUGGCGCCAACCCCACUGUAGUCAAGUGCGAGAUUCAUCAUGGGCAAACAGGCGGGAUUUAUGUGCAUGAGAAUGGUUUGGGGCAGUUUAUUGAGAAUCGCAUACACUCUAAUAAUUUUGCAGGCGUCUGGAUAACAUCGAAUAGUAACCCGACUAUACGCAAAAAUGAAAUAUAUAAUGGUCAUCAAGGAGGUGUAUACAUAUUUGGAGACGGUCGUGGUCUCAUCGAGCAUAAUAACAUAUACGGCAAUGCUUUGGCUGGUAUACAGAUACGUACAAAUAGUGAUCCGAUAGUGCGCCACAAUAAAAUCCAUCACGGCCAACAUGGCGGUAUAUACGUACACGAAAAGGGGCAGGGUCUUAUUGAAGAGAAUGAAGUAUACUCCAACACAUUGGCAGGCGUUUGGAUAACAACAGGCAGCACUCCAGUUUUGCGCCGAAAUCGCAUACAUUCUGGAAAACAGGUGGGCGUAUACUUUUACGACAAUGGUCAUGGAAAACUUGAGGACAACGACAUCUUCAAUCAUCUGUACUCGGGCGUACAGAUACGCACUGGCAGUAAUCCCGUUAUACGGGGAAACAAAAUUUGGGGCGGACAAAACGGUGGAGUAUUAGUUUACAAUGGCGGUCUCGGUCUAUUGGAGCAAAACGAAAUAUUCGAUAAUGCAAUGGCCGGGGUUUGGAUAAAAACCGAUUCUAAUCCGACAUUGAAACGCAACAAAAUCUAUGAUGGGCGCGAUGGCGGCAUUUGUAUUUUUAAUGGUGGCAAAGGUGUUCUUGAAGAGAAUGACAUCUUCCGCAAUACUCAGGCAGGUGUUCUCAUAUCCACCCAAUCUCAUCCAAUACUAAGGCGCAAUCGUAUUUACGAUGGCCAGGCAGCUGGAGUUGAAAUCACCAACAAUGCCACCGCCACAUUAGAGCACAAUCAGAUUUUUAAGAAUAAAUUCGGUGGAUUGUGCUUGGCCAGUGGUGUACAGCCCAUCAUACGUGGCAAUAAUAUAUUCAACAACGAAGACGAAGUCGAAAAGGCAGUCUCCUGCGGGCAGUGUUUGUACAAAAUUAGCAGCUAUACAUCAUUUCCGAUGCAUGACUUCUACCGUUGUCAAACCUGCAACACCACCGAUCGCAAUGCAAUUUGUGUCAAUUGCAUUAAGAAUUGCCACUCCGGCCAUGACGUGGAGUUCAUACGACAUGACCGCUUUUUUUGUGAUUGCGGUGCUGGUACGCUUUCGAAUCAGUGCCAAUUGCAAGGCGAGCCCACUCAGGAUACGGAUACCCUGUAUGAUUCGGCAGCCCCGAUGGAAUCUCACACACUUAUGGUGAAUUAAUAUCUUUUAUCAAUCUAUAAAUGCCAAUAAUCUUAUAUAAAUGAAAUGCAAUGAACAAAAACUAAGAUUGAUUCGAAUUAACGAACUAAUGAGAGAGUUUAAGAAAGUCAGAUGCCAAAUCAUGACAUUUCAGCUUGCUAUUAUGAAUAUCUAAAAGGUUAUUCGAUCCUAUUGACCUUGAUGGUUUAAGAGAUAUGUAUAUGAUAAAGUUGAAAACAAGAUGUCUAUUCAGUGUGUGAAAGACACAAGUAUACUCCGUGAGGUUUAUUCAAGCCUACACGAUUUACCACAUUUUCAAAAUUAUUUUUUUAAAUUACUUGUGUGUAAGACUUCUAGGACAUUUCUACUAGAAUUGAAUGAGAGUCCUUGCUCGGACCAUAACAAGUAUAAACAAUAAUAUUUAUAACUCCUAAGAACAAUAGUUAGUAUCCAAAAACUGCACCUUAAAAACUACAGAGUGCGCCAUCUUCUAUGUCGGUAUGUAAACAAGAAAUAAAUUUAAAAUUCUAACCUUAAAUCACUCCA